Messenger RNA from Leucoraja erinaceus (little skate), 5705 nucleotides. RefSeq lists its product as uncharacterized. The transcript is spliced from 2 exons. Bases 441 to 4253 code for a protein of 1270 amino acids. Gene Ontology annotation, biological process: telomere maintenance; DNA repair. Gene Ontology annotation, molecular function: DNA helicase activity. The record is from RefSeq and is a predicted model, not a curated record. NCBI's taxonomy places the organism in Eukaryota, Metazoa, Chordata, Chondrichthyes, Rajiformes, Rajidae.
AGUCAACGUGUCAGAAAUAAACGAGAGAGGGACCUGGAGAGAAGAACUCAAGAAAUGCAUCAAGAAACAACUCAACAUCUUGAGGAACAUCAAGAAAGAAUACAAAUGAGAAGGGAUUCAGAGAUGGGAGAUGAAAGAACUAGAAGGCUGGAUGAACAACGAAAUGCACGACAUAUAAGGAGAAAUAUUAAUGCUGAUGUUGGUCAAAUGACCAAUGUUUGCCUUCAUUGUCGAGCUAAACACUUCUCAGCAGAAACGACCAACUUUUGCUGCAUGAAGGGUAAGGUCAACAUUGCUCCUCUGAAAACACUCCCGAAUGCACUCAUUAAUUUGUAUACAGGUGACACGCCACAAGCACAUGAGUUCCAAAAGAAUAUUAGACAAUACAAUUGUCUCUUUCAAUUCACGUCAUUUGGUGCCAAGGAAGUGGUGUCACAUGGAUGGAAUCCUUCAGUGAUCAUUCAAGGCCAGAUUCAUCAUUUCAUUGGUUCUUUGAUCAACAAGAUCAACAAAGUAAAUUCUUACAAAUCUAUUUCAUGGAUCCGCAAGAUAGCAUUGAGUUGCGAAUGAGUAUUCUCCAAGAUGCUGGUAUUCAAAGGGACACUGUUGAAAUGCUUGAAAACAUGAUAAGACUAAACAACCCUUACAUUCAUUCACUUGUGAUGGCGAUGGAGAGAAUUAGAGAUUUACCGGAGGCAUCAAUCGUUAUUGAUCCCAAUUAUCGGCCACCUUUCCAACAUGAACGGAGGUUUAACACGCAAACUGCAAAUGAAGUUGCCGUCCUCAUAGCAAACAGUAAUGAGCCUGUGGCAACAUCACGCCACAUUGUCUUGAGAAGAAGAGGAAGAGGAGGAGCAGAAGGAGGUCUGCAAAUCAUUUCAGAGUCCCAUAGGUCUUAUGACAGUUUUCAAUACAUCCUUUUCUUUCCACUUGGUGAUGACGGAUGGCAUUCACAACUCCAAAUGAGUACCGGCAGAAAAUUGACACUAAUGCGAUAUUAUGCAUAUAGGAUCAUGAAUCGUGACAAUGAAUUCAACCAGCUUUUGAGAGGAGGACGACUCUUCCAACAAUAUCUUGUAGAUAUGGCGGCUAAAAUGGAAGGUGAUAGACUGAAUUAUAUUCGCAUGAAUCAGGUAUCGUUGAGGUCAACGACGUACAAAGGACUGACGGAUGCAUUACAUGAUGAUGAUGACUUGGAAAACAUUGGAAGGCGCAUCAUCCUCUCUUCAACAUUUGUCGGUGGUCCCAGAUAUAUGAUGGGACGAUGCCAGGACGCCAUGAUGUAUGUUCGGAAGUAUGGUACUGCUGCAUUCUUCAUUACAAUGACCUGCAAUCCAAAUUGGAGCGAGAUUCGACAGUGCCUCUUUCCAAAUCAGCAGCCGUCUGAUAGACCGGAAUUAGUAGCAAGAGUAUUCGAGCUGAAAAGAAAAAUAUUCAUGAAGACCGUCACUGGACCAGAUGGCUUCUUUGGAAACUGUAUUGCUUUCAUCUUGACUAUGGAAUAUCAGAAGAGAGGCCUGCCUCAUUUCCAUUGUCUGCUUUGGCUUGAUGAAGCGAGUAAGCCAAGACCUCAACAAUAUGAAAGAUUUGUGCAAGCUGAAAUUCCAGACCCACAAGCAGAUCCUGAGCUGCAUAAAUUGGUACUCAAGCACAUGAUCCAUGGACCGUUCUGCAAGGCCACAUCUCGAUGUUGGAAGGAAGGAAGAUGCACCAAGAGAUUCCCAAAGCCAUUUGUCGAAAGCACAAUGUCUGGCGAUGAUUCGUAUCCUCUGUACAGGAGAAGAUCUCCCGCAAUGGGAGGAUUUCAGGGACAUCAAGAAGGUCGUUCGUUACAGACUAUUACUUCUAAUUGGGUUGUGCCCUAUAAUGCAGAACUAUUGAAGGCUUUCAAAUGUCACCUCAACGUCGAAAUAUGCUGCUCUGUACAGUCAAUCAAAUACGUCAUCAAGUACACCUUGAAGGGAUGUGAUCAGGCAGCUUUUGGAAUUAACGUAAAUGACGAGAUUAAACAGUACCAGACUGGCAGAUACAUUGGUCCUUCAGAGGCAGGGGCAUCAGUCCUUGGAUUUCUUACUCAUGAGAGACACCCCCCUGUCAUUCGACUUGAUGUACAUCUACCAGACCAACAACAAGUAUUUUUUGAUGCUGCUCAGCAAGGGAUGAAUGAUGGAAUUGCGAGAACCACUUUGACUGAAUUUGUUCGAUUGAGUUCUGAAGAUCCGUUUGCAAGAACACUAUUGUACGUUGAUGUACCUCGAUUUUAUACAUGGAGCAGCAAUAGAUGGCAAAGAAGGAAGGUUGGGAAGAGUGUGGAAUACUUCCCAGGUAUUUUUGAAGUCAACGUUCUUGGAAGAAUACAUGUCAUUUCUCCAAAACUAGGUGACCUCUUCUACAUGAGACUGCUUCUGCAUCACGUGAAAGGACCAGUGUCUUUCGAGUCCUUGAAGACACAUAAUGGAGUAAUUCUUCCUUCCUUCAAAGACGUCUGCAGAGAAAGAGGUUUGUUGGAAGCUGACGACCAUUGGCAACAAACAAUGGAAGAUGCUGAAAUGACAAGACUCCCCAGGGCAAUCAGGGAUUUGUUUGUUGUUCUGCUGACAAAUACUGACAUCAACGAUCCUCUACAAUUAUGGGAUCGCUUCAAGAAUUGCAUGUCUGAGGAUUACCUUGAAAGCGAGCGAAGAAGAAAAAGUGAUCAGAAUAUCACAAUUGAUGACAGACAUCAUGAUCAGGCUCUCUUUUAUAUUCAGGACAAGCUUGAGAAUUGCAACACCACAAUGGAAAAUUUUUCCUUGCCCCGACCAAGAAAUGAAAGGAUGGACAUUGAUGGUGAAAAUGUUGAUUUACUUAAUGAAUUGAAUUACAAUAGAUCAGAACAACAGCGAUUUGUUGAUGAGAAUGAGCCUCUGCUGAAUGCUGAGCAGAGAGAAGUUUAUGACCAUGUGUGCGACUACUUGCAAAGGGAUCUAUCUUCAAUGAUUUUCAUUGACUCACCAGGAGGAACAGGAAAAACAUUUAUCAUAAAUUUGAUCCUCUCCACGGUUAGAGCUCAAGGUCAAAUUGCCAUUGCUGUAGCAUCGUCUGGUAUCGCAGCAACAUUAAUGCCUGGUGGAAGAACUGCACAUUCACGAUUCAAGAUACCUAUCCAUGUGACGGAGGAUUCAACGUGCAACAUCAACAGCAACUCUAAAACGGGAGAUUUCUUCAGGAGAGUGAAGCUCAUUGUUUGGGAUGAGUGUCCAAUGAUUAGGAGGGAGUGCUUUGAAGCGGUGGACAGAACUCUUCAAGAUGUAUGCCGCAAAAAGGAUCAUUUUGGCGGAAUUCUUACCAUUUGUUGUGGUGAUUUUAGACAACUCCUUCCUGUAGUGAAGAUGGGAAGUGAUAUUGAUGUUCAAAACGCCUGCAUCAAGACAUCAUACUUGUGGCGGACUUUCACAAAGUUUGAAUUGAAGAGAAAUAUGCGAUUGAGCGAAGGAAAGGGCGAGUAUUCUAAAUUUUUGUUAGAUGUAGGAGAGGACAAGAUUGCAAAGAAUGAAGACAAUGAAAUUAACAUUCCAGAAGACAUGGUUCUCUCAGCAAGAACACUGGAUGACUGCAUUGAUUAUAUCUAUCCAGCAUUUGACCACCCUGCAACAUUAUUCUCUAACAAUUGUAUCUUGGUUCCUCACAAUGAUACGAUGAGAAGAAUCAAUUCUGCGUGUGUCAGACGCUUCCCUGGAACCAUGAGGGAGUACUAUUCUUUCAAUUCUGUCACUGACGGAACAAAUUCAACUCACUUCCCAACGGAAUUCCUCGAUUCAGUCGAGAUCUGUGGAUUACCACCACACAAAUUGGAGUUGAAGAAAGGAUCUCCAAUUGUUUUAAUCAGAAACUUGCAACCCCCAAAGCUAUGCAAUGGAACGAGGUUGAUUGUAGAACAGCUACACAAUAAUCUCAUAGUUGCUAGAAUCAACAUGGGGGCCUACAAAGAAGAGAUUGUUCUAAUUCCUAGGAUGAAGAUCAAUUUGUCAGAAGAUGAAAACAUUCCCAUUAGGCGGAGCCAAUUCCCUAUUCUGUCGAGUUUUGCGAUGACAAUUCAUAAGGCACAAGGACAAACCAUGGAGAAGGUCUUGAUAUACCUUGAGAAACCAGUAUUUCAACAUGGCCAACUAUAUGUAGCUCUUAGCAGAGGAAAGGUGAAGGAACAAGUAAAAGUGUUCCUGAAGGAUGGGACAUCAACCAGGAAUGUUGUAAUUAAACAAAUGCUUUGUUGAGAAAUGACUGCUGCAUUAAGUGCUCAAAUUUUCCUCAAGUCAAUGAAAGAACGCAAAACUGAAGGUAAAAAGCGAUGCAGGAAGGAACCGAAUGUCCAGAGUUUCGACACUUUUGAUUAUUGCUCCUCAGUUCAACAAGGGAUGUUUAACACAGGAAUCACAUUUCUGCACACAAAAGUUUAAAAUGCUGCCUCAGAAAAAGCUUCAAGGCCACAUUAAGUGACAUGUAAAAUCGUACCAGUUGUAUUUGAUUUUUGGAUAGAAAGUUGCUGGAGCUGUUCUCAUGCUUCACGAUAAAGCUUGCAGAUGGAUUAUUUGCUGCAAGAUAUAAAACUACAGGCUUGCACAUCUAGGGUAUAUGUAUCAGGUACAGUUCAAUUGUUGAGUCAAUUAUUGAGUAAAUGAUGAUUGCCGAGAUAUUGAUGUUUGAGGAUUUGUUGUUGGUAAUGGCAUUGCGUAUCAAGGUUAUGUGGUUAAUUUCUGCCUUGUAGGAAAUUAUUGUUACCUUUUCUGUUGUUUGACAUGAGUGUUACUUUCCACUUUGGUCUAUUAUCGAGUUAUUUUGUUUGUAAGGAUUGACUGCAUUUUCUCAGGAGUUGCAGUGGAAUUGAAAAUUCUGUAACCAUCAGUGAAAAUCAACUUCAGAUCUUAAGAUGGAUGAAAGGUCAGUAUUUGAAAUUAUUUCGGACCCGUGCAUUGUUUUUUUUUAUCCUUGAUACAAAUUUACUUUAGUUUUAUCAGAAUGCCCUAAUACCAUUCAAAUGCUGCCUUUUUGUCUAGAGCUGUCACUGUCGCCUCAUUUCUGGAUCCGAGAUAUUUAGACUGAACGUCUUUGGGAUCUGUGACAAAUACAUGAAGGACAGUAGGGAACAAGCAACACAACAAGAAAUAGAUAGAAAACACCGAAAUUGGUAUACGACACAAAAUCUCUUUUUUUAUUUGUAUGUUGAUGGAUUGACAGAUAGAAUUUUAUAAAUAUCUACAUUGUAAUAAAUAUCUCCUUUUUUAAAAUUCAUGCCCAGAAGCAGGAGCAAAGAAGUUGCAUGAUGGUGAAUGGACACUGUAAAGAGAUGUUGAGAAGCAGUAUGGAUCAGAAGUGACCAAGAGACAGAACAAGAAAGGACUGAACCUCUUGAGGAGCUUGAGCUUCAAAAAUUAAUGGAAGUUUGCAUGGAACAAGAGACACAACAAUAAGCUUCCAAAUUACAUACAAAAUGAGAUGGGAGCAAUCGAGUUGCUGGAUGUUCAAGGAACAACACAAAGCAACGUUGAGAAGCAGUAAUGAGCAGAACGGCACAAGAGACGAGAGGAAGUUGCCAAGAUACAGCCAGAUCGGUAUAUGGUAGUACAAUGUUUAUAGAAGUUUAUAAAUAUCUACAAAAGAUAAAAUUGUCCUUUUUAUUCAUAUGUUAUUGGCUUCAUAGAAGGAAUGAAGACUCAACAAGAAAUAAC